CCAGCCCAGCCACAUCCGCGUCGCAGACUCAACUCGCUCCACGGCUUUUUUUCAUUUAGCCACUGUUUUAAUUCUUCUUUUAUUUAUUUUCUCUCCGUCUUUGGUUUCAUCGGCUUAGAUCCAGCUUAGAUCUACGCCGAUCUCUUUUCUUUCCCUCCAAUUUCUUCCUUCUUUUUCUCUUUCCCUUCGACUCAUCUUCUUUUACUUCUUUCACCUCCAAUUUCUGCAAAUUUCAAAGCUUAGAUGAACUAAGUGAAGAACAAUAACCCAGAUUCAUUGUGAUAAAGUUUUAGGUUUGGGUAUCAAAUUAAGCUGAAUUUCAGCUGGUCUUAGCACUGUAUACGACUUUUGGGGUAAGCUUUAGUAGGAUAGAGCUGGAAGCAAAAUGGAGUGGAGUGUAAAUAAUGCCUUCAAGAGUUACAAAGCAGAUAUGGAACCGAAACCCACAAUGGAUAUGGUGCUCAUUCCUAGUAUGGAUCCGAUAGAUAUUGUACUUGGUUCUUCAGAGAAGGGAAAUGUUAUACCUUCGGCAAAACCCAGGAAGAAGACAAUGACAUCGGUUUACCUUAGGUAUUUUGAGACGGCCCCUGACGGGAAAACUAGGAGGUGUAAGUUUUGUGGACAGAGCUAUUCUAUUGCAACUGCAACAGGCAAUUUAGGGAGACACCUUAAUAAUCGGCAUCCCGGAUAUGAUAAGACGGGCGAGAAUGUCACUAGCUCAGCACCACAGCCCACCACAGCUGCCGCCACUGUCACGAUGAAACCUCAACCACAAGCAAGAGCACCUCAGGUUGACUAUGAUCAUCUGAACUGGUUGCUUAUUAAAUGGCUUGCUUUAGCUACUCUUCCUCCUUCGACUUUAGAGGAAAAGUGGUUAGCGAACUCCUUUAAGUUUUUGAACCCAUCAAUACAACUAUGGCCAGGUGACAAGUACAAAGCAGUAUUGCUUGAAGUUUUCAGGAGCAUGAGAGAAGAUGUUAGAGCAACUUUGGAACAGGUCUCUUCCAAGGUCUCGAUCGCUCUUGAUUUUUGGACUUCGUAUGAGCAAAUAUUUUAUAUGAGUGUCGCAUGUCAAUGGAUUGACGAAAACUGGUCUUUCCAAAAGGUGCUUCUUGAUGUAUGCCAGGUAUCUUACCCGUGUACGGGUUCUGACAUAUAUCACUCGCUGAUAAAGGUUCUUAAGAUGUACAAUAUAGAGAAUAAAGUCCUCGCAUGCACCCAUGACAACAGUCAAAAUGCCAACCACGCUUGCCAUACCUUAAAGGAGGACUUGGAUGGUCAGAAAAUGGGGCCGUUCUGUUUUAUCCCUUGUGCUGCUCGUACGUUGAGUUUGAUUAUAGAUGACGCAUUAAGAACAACAAAACCAGUUAUUGCCAAGGUCAGGGAAUUUGUACAAGAGUUAAAUGCAUCCUUGGAUAUGUCAGAGGAUUUCAUUCAAUUUACAACAGCUUACAAAGAAGGAAGUUGGCAGUUUCCGCUUGAUGCUUCAGCAAGGUGGAGUGGCAGUUACCAAAUGCUUGAUCUUGUACAGAAGGCUGGGAGGUCGAUGGAUGCUGUUGUAAGGAAGAAUGAGGAGGUGCUGGACAAUAGGAUGUUGCUGAAUGCUGCCGAGAAGAAUGUUGUCAAUAUUGUUCACAAUUGCUUGGAGCCCUUGUACAAAGUCGUUAAUGAGAUAUGUGUAGACACCCCUCCAACUAUUGGGAUGGUUAUUGUCUACAUGGAUCACAUUUCUGAUACAAUUCCAACACGGCAACUUCCGGAUUGGCUAAAGAAUGCUGCCGAAGACAUGGCAAAAAAGCUCAGAAGUUAUAACAACCAAGUCUGCAACAUUUUCAUCUACUUGACAGCCAUUCUUGAUCCCCGAGUUAAAUGUGAACUCAUACCCGAGAAUCUCAACUCAGAAAACUAUCUAGAGGAAGCAAGAGCCCAUUUUGUGAGGAAUUAUUGCACCAAUCAUAUUUCAUCUACGAGAAGUGGAUACUCUACUCAAGAUAUUGAAGAUGGAGGAAGUGUUUCUUUUGCAGAGGAAAUCGCUCGAAAGAAACGAAGAGCAAGCAUGAGCAAUGCCACCGAUGAACUCACUCAGUAUCUUUCCGAGUCUCCAGCUCCUACAAAGAUAGAUGUUUUGGAGUGGUGGAAGGUCAACAGCAUGCGUUACCCUCAGCUCUCUGUGAUGGCUAGAGACUUCUUGGCUGUCCAAGCAACUUCAGUGAAACCCAAGGAACUGUUUUACAGUAAAGGCGAUGAGAUCGGGAAGCAACGGUUUUGUAUGCCACAUGAUAGCACACAAGCCAUCCUUUGUAUUAAAUCAUGGACUCAGGGAGGUCUCAAGUUGAAGUACAAGUCAACUGAGAUCGAUUGCGAGAGACUGAUGGAAAUGGCAGCAGCAGCAGCUGUUGAUAUUAGCUCAACUGGUAUCUACAAGAAACAAAAGUGAACCGAGUUUUCGUUAUAUUUC
Hibiscus syriacus is the source of this 2458-nucleotide messenger RNA. Its product is annotated as zinc finger BED domain-containing protein DAYSLEEPER-like. The transcript has 6 exons. NCBI's taxonomy places the organism in Eukaryota, Viridiplantae, Streptophyta, Magnoliopsida, Malvales, Malvaceae. The record is from RefSeq and is a predicted model, not a curated record. Gene Ontology annotation, molecular function: protein dimerization activity; DNA binding. The coding region runs from base 386 to 2437 and encodes 683 amino acids.